AUGGGACGAAAAAGAGCCAUGAAGAUCAUUGCUCCCGAUAGACCAUUGAGAGCAGGACAUGGUGAUAUCUUGGAAGUUCAUUUGCGUAUACCAAAUGCUGUAGAGGUUCAGGGUAUUGCAGCUCAUUUCGAGGGAAGGUGUCGCUCAGCCUUCAGUGGACAGGAUUCAGUCAAUACUUUAUGUUGUGAACGAUUAAUAUUCCCCAUCGAACCAGUGUUGCUGCCAUCCACCAAUGGAAAAGCAAAUGUAUUACCGGCUGGAUCAUUUCGAUUGCCAUUACCCAUACGUGUUCCAUCUCAUAUACCAGGCACAUUCACAGCAAAGCAUGGAGCGAUAGCUUAUCGAGUUACACUGAAGAUGAAAUUGCGACGGGUCAACUCACAGGACGAUGCCGUCUUAGAAGCUGAAAAAGAUGUUGAUGUGAUUGGAAACGUAGAUGGGGAUUCUUCAGUCUCACUUGAGAAUAGUAUAGAAAGACAUUUGAAGAAGACCUUGCUUGGAUUCAAUCGAUUAGAUGCCAAAAUACAAUUUGAAGUGGAGAAGAAUAACUUCCUAAUUGGUGAACACAUACUUGUCACGGGAAAAGUUCACAAUCUGCAUCCUUCCAACAUCAUCAAACAUGUCUUCAUAGAGCUUCGACAGAAGGUUCUCUAUAGUUCAGGAGAAUCAAAGAAAACUGAUCAACGUCUCAUAACUAAACUAAUAUGUGGAUCAGUAGCUCCAGAAGAAGAAUUUGCUUUACACCAUUCCAUCCAAAUCCCAAUGGACUGUUAUCCUACCCUUGACUUACUCGAUAAUCCCAUACAAGUAACUUAUUCAAUCAUUGUUUCCUCGUCCGGCCAUUUCGAAUUAGAAUUACCUGUUGCGAUAGGUAAUUACAUGGGCGCGAAAAACAGGAAAAGCAUAGAGUAUCAUGACGAUAAAUCGAAUGCAUACUAUUGUGUUCCACCAAGUGAUUGUAGUGCCAGUGUUAAGGAAGGUCCUCCACCAUAUUCUUCACCAUCUCAGGGUCGACCAUUUUUCAUUCCAAUCCGUAUGCUACACACUCCUCAUCGUCCAUUUAUGCCACCGUUCGGGUACCGAUCGCCUCAAGACUUCCCCCCUCAGUAUCAUUAUGAUACAGGUCCAGGCGUGCUCAAGAUUGAAGAGAUUUUUGAUUAA
Messenger RNA from Auanema sp. JU1783, 1161 nucleotides. The record is from the annotation of a GenBank genome assembly. NCBI's taxonomy places the organism in Eukaryota, Metazoa, Nematoda, Chromadorea, Rhabditida, Rhabditidae.